CGUCAAACGUCCUGUAAACAAUAACAAACCCGAUGCAAUAGAACAGCUGCACAGCUGCAGUUUACCGGCCGGCAACGAAGCUACCUCCCGACCAUGGAUGAAGAUGACGAACUAUUGGCCGCGCUGGACAUACCGCCGCCCGCGAAACAAACGGCCGUAAGCGAAACAAAAGCUCCCUCCAACACAACAACAGCGACGACAGCAGAAACACCGACCACCGCCCCAGUCGUGGUGGCGGCCAAGGUAAACAAAAGCCACUGCAUCCUGGUCAACCCGAAGCAGCGCGGCAAUCCGCUGCUGAAAGCCAUCCAGACCAUACCCUGGGAGUACGAUGACGUCGUGCCGGACUACGUGGUCGGGGCGAGCGCCUGCAUCCUCUUCCUGUCGCUGCGCUACCACAACCUCAACCCGGACUACAUCCACGCCCGGCUGAAGCAGCUGGGCAAGAUGUACGAGCUGCGAGUGCUGCUGGUGCAGAUCGACAUUUCCGAGCCGCAGAAUGCGCUCAAGCACCUGACGCGCAUCUGCCUGCUGGCCGAUCUGACGCUGAUGCUGGCCUGGAACGCGGACGAGGCGGGCCGCAUCGUGGAGAAGUACAAGCUGUUCGAGAACCGACCGCCGGACUGGAUCAUGGAGCGGGCGGAGAAGUAUCCGCACGAGAAGCUGGUCCGCGCGCUCACCAGCAUCAAGCCCGUCAACCAGACGGACGCGAUGAUACUGCUGCAGAACUUUGGCACGCUCGGCAAGCUGAUCAACAGCAGCGAGGAGCGGCUCAGCAUGUGCUCCGGGCUGGGGCCGAGAAAGGUGAAGAAGCUGCACAAAACGUUUAGUGAAAGCUUUCGUAAGUAGGGCCUGGGAUGGAAUGCCAGAACAUGCUUCGGGCCGUGGCAAAAGAGAAGAAAAUAAUUAUGCUAAGAGUGAAUAAAUUUAUGUGAUUAAAUGUGAGCUGGAAACCCAGAAACUGUGCAAGUAAUAAAACCAUUAUUUCAUUGUA
This is a messenger RNA of Anopheles coluzzii, 994 nucleotides long. RefSeq names its product DNA excision repair protein ERCC-1 (gene Ercc1). Gene Ontology annotation, molecular function: damaged DNA binding; single-stranded DNA binding. The record is from RefSeq and is a predicted model, not a curated record. The coding region runs from base 94 to 849 and encodes 251 amino acids. Lineage: Eukaryota; Metazoa; Arthropoda; Insecta; Diptera; Culicidae. Gene Ontology annotation, cellular component: nucleotide-excision repair factor 1 complex; nucleus; ERCC4-ERCC1 complex. The transcript has a single exon. Gene Ontology annotation, biological process: mitotic recombination; UV-damage excision repair; meiotic mismatch repair.